Messenger RNA from Penicillium digitatum Pd1, 1653 nucleotides. Its product is annotated as Major facilitator superfamily domain, general substrate transporter. Gene Ontology annotation, cellular component: plasma membrane. Gene Ontology annotation, molecular function: transmembrane transporter activity. NCBI's taxonomy places the organism in Eukaryota, Fungi, Ascomycota, Eurotiomycetes, Eurotiales, Aspergillaceae. The record is from RefSeq and is a predicted model, not a curated record. Gene Ontology annotation, biological process: transmembrane transport.
AUGAACAACAUGAAACCCUCCAAGAAUUCUCAGCCUGUAUCGGCUUCCCAUAACGAGAAUGUUCUCUCCCUUGACACUGCUCCAACUCACGAGACACACACGACGAAAGGUCUUAUCGUUGGAGGAAAAUACCGGAACGAACUUUCAGAAGAGCAGACCCAGCACUACGAUAGCAGCCUGUUGCAAGAGAUCGACGUCGAUCUUCCCCUCACAGCCACAAAGCCUGUACAUCACAAUGGCCAAGAAUUAAUCGUGCUUGAGUUUGUGGAUGGGGACAAGGAGAACCCCUUCAAUUGGAGUUCUGGCCGCAAGGCCUUCAUCAGUACCCAGCUUUGCCUCAUGACACUUUUCAUCGGUCUCGCAACAACAGCAUACAGUUCUGGAAUUGGACGCAUGGCAAAGGAUCUCGGAACAACGGAGUUGAUCGGAAAGCUUGGUCUAUUCACCUUCAACUUCACUUGUGCAAUUGCCCCCCUUUUCCUGGCUCCGUUCUGUGAGCUGGCUGGUCGACGAGUCAUCUACAUCGGUGCCUACGUCUGCUUCUGUCUUAUGUUCAUUGGUCUCGCCCUAGGCAAGAACAUUGCCACCAUCCUUGUCUGCCGUGCCCUGCUCGGUCUGUUUGGUUGUGUUGGCACAAUUCUUGUCGGCGGUACUUUUGGAGAUAUGUACACACCAGAGCACCGUGCCAUCCCCAUGGCUUGCUUCGCCUUCAUCGCCAUCCUCGGUACAGUCGGUGCUCCCAUCUACGCCGGCUUCAUUGAUCAGGCUCUCGGCUGGCGCUGGCUCGAGGGUAUCCAAGGGUUGGCCAACAUUCCCCUUGGUAUCGUCAUCACCCUUUGCCUCCCUGAGACUCGCGGCAGUGUCUGCCUUGCCAAGCGUGCGAAGGUCAUUCGCGGUGCUACCGGCGAUGAGCGGUUCGUGACCAGCAACGACCUUGAAGCCCCUGGAAUCAAGCAAAUGUUGCACAACUCCUCUGUCAAGGCCGUGAAGAUGCUUUUCACCGAGCCCGUCGUCUUCGCCUUCGGUCUCUGGAUCAGUUUCGCCUGGUUCCUGGCCUUCCUCUUCCUUUCUGUGAUCCCGAUCACCUUCCAGGAAAAGCGCGGCUGGGGCGAGGGAGUGGCAGGUCUUCCCUACAUCGCACUCUGCCUCGGAACUACACUCGGCUUCGGUCUUAACUUCUUCCAAAUUCGCAAAUACAAGUCCCUCUCCUCCGACCCGAACAUUCCCGUCGCACCAGAAGCUCGGUUGUACGGUGCCCUUUGCGGAGCCGUCUGGUUGCCCGUCGGCUUGUUCAUCUACAGUUUUACCCAGUACAAGGGCAUCCACUGGAUGGGUCCCGUCGUUGGACUGACCCUCAUCACCCUCGGUAUCUACUUCAUCUUCGAGUCCUGCUACAGUUACACGGCCGAUUGCUACGGAGAACACUCUUCCUCUGCCAUUGCCGGUCAGGGUUUCAUGCGAAACACCCUUGGUGCCGUGUCACCUCUGUUUGCGUCCCAAUUCUUCCACAACAUGGGUAGUCAGUACGCUGGAUUGUUGCUGGCAUUGGUCGCGACAGUCUUGACGUUGAUUCCAUUUGUUUUGUUCAAGUAUGGCCCUGCACUGCGUGCUCGGUCUAGACUUGCAUCUGCCACUACGAGUGGCUCCAACUGA